GUCUUCUGGAGGUCUGCGCACACUUUAGACGGUAGAUAAGGUUGCAGUCGCUCUCAUAAUGGUCAAAUCAACUCAGAUUGCCAGGCUAGAUGGCCUGAUGCUAGCAGCGUCGGUGGAUGAUGAACAAGCAGAAGCAGAGCUUUCCGAGAUUAAGUCUCAGGCCAAAAUGAUAUUUCGCCGGUUGAGCCGCAAUUCUGCACCACAAGCCAGUAUUGAAUGCGGCCAGUAUAAUUUACACUAUCUCAUCAAAGACGACAUCUGCUUUCUGUGUAUCUGCGAUCGUUCCUACCCCCGGAAGCUUGCCUUCACCUAUCUCGAGGAUCUAGCAACGGAAUUCACCACCACAUACUCCCCGUCACAGUAUCAUUCUCCGACUCUGCGACCAUAUGCUUUUGUGGAGUUCGACACUUUCAUUCAACGCACGAAGAAGAUUUACCAGGACAGCCGUGCAUCGCAAAACCUCGACCGGUUAAAUGACGAGCUUCGUGAUGUAACCAAGGUAAUGACCAAGAAUAUCGAGGACCUUUUGUAUAGAGGCGAUAGUUUGGAACGCAUGGGCGAGCUAUCGGGGCGUCUGCGGGAGGACAGUAAGAGAUAUAAGAAAGCCGCAGUUCGCAUCAACUGGGAGCUGUUGAUCAAGCAGUAUGGGCCAUUUGCGGGUGUUGGCUUCCUCUUGCUCUUCUUAAUCUGGCUUCGGUUCUUCUGACCCCUUUUCUCUUCCGAGCGCUUAGGGUGUUUUAAACCCCCUCUCUUCAAUGUAUCUUAAUGUUUCCUCAUGGAUGCAGGACAUCCUGCCACUCAUACUUGGCCUCCUCAGUUUGAUAAACACAUAAUCUCCAAGGCAAAGCCUCAUACUUACUAUU
Molecule: messenger RNA, 863 nt
Organism: Aspergillus novofumigatus IBT 16806
Lineage: Eukaryota; Fungi; Ascomycota; Eurotiomycetes; Eurotiales; Aspergillaceae
Product: SNAP receptor SEC22
Exons: 5
Coding region: 59-706 (215 amino acids)
Biological process (GO): endoplasmic reticulum to Golgi vesicle-mediated transport; vesicle fusion with Golgi apparatus; retrograde vesicle-mediated transport, Golgi to endoplasmic reticulum
Cellular component (GO): SNARE complex; ER to Golgi transport vesicle membrane; Golgi membrane
Molecular function (GO): SNAP receptor activity
Source: RefSeq, a predicted model, not a curated record